Molecule: messenger RNA, 3081 nt
Organism: Lytechinus pictus (painted urchin)
Lineage: Eukaryota; Metazoa; Echinodermata; Echinoidea; Temnopleuroida; Toxopneustidae
Product: branched-chain alpha-ketoacid dehydrogenase kinase-like
Exons: 9
Coding region: 380-1333 (317 amino acids)
Biological process (GO): regulation of glucose metabolic process; protein phosphorylation
Cellular component (GO): mitochondrion
Molecular function (GO): pyruvate dehydrogenase (acetyl-transferring) kinase activity
Source: RefSeq, a predicted model, not a curated record
AACUAAUGAGGGAGCUCUUUUAAACAACAUUUAUUUUCGGUAAUUCUGUACGAAAGCUGCCGUGGGAAUUUUGAGAAAUAUCCCAAUUUUUACAAGUUCGGUCUUUUCGAUAUAUUCCAGGUUCCGACUAGCGUCUCCAUUCUAAUUGAUUACAGGAAGUGGUUCCAGGAAAGCCUUUGAUUUUAAUGUUGGAUUUAAGCCAAUGCAUGGAGCAGGGAACCAGUUAGAGCUGAUCUUGAUAUCCAUCAACCAACGAAUCACAUGUUUACUUGAAGACUAGCACCUGACGGCCUUAAUUAAUUGAGAAAUCUCUGCUUUGGUACAGCAUUGUUGAAUUCUGAAUGGAAUUUUAAUUGUGUUGAUCUACAAAACAAUUGAGAUGGCAUUGUCAACGAUGAAAUCAUUUCAACCAGGUAUCAAGCAGGCUUUGAAUUUUAAGAGAGCAUCAAAAAGCUGGAGCCUAGCUGUUACUUUCUUUCGUCCUCAGAGCAAUUUCUCAGCUGUCCACGAAUACAGCCCAGCAAAGGAAAAGUCCAGGCCAGUUGUGUCCUUUUACAACCAGAGUGCAAUCGAUGUUGCUGCAAAAAAGCCCUCUGUUCGUCUAACACCAGCUACCCUCCUGUACACUGGGAAAUCACCUGAUGGCAAUCAUCUAUUGAGGAGUGCCCAAUAUCUACACAAAGAGUUGCCAGUGCGGGUAGCACAUCGUAUUGCAGAAUUCCGGGGUCUACCCUUUAUUGUUGGCUGCAAUCCCACAAUCCUUCAUGUUCAUGAACUCUACAUCCGUGCAUUCCAUCUGCUCUCAGAGUUUCCAUCAAUCCGAGACAUGGAGACAGAGAGACAGUACUGUAAGAUGGUGAAGACACUAUUAGAUGACCACAAAGAUGUUGUGACCCAUCUAGCUGAAGGCUUCAGAGAAUGCAGAAAACACAUCACAGAUGAGAGCCUGAUACACAAUUUUCUGGAUCGCGUCCUCACUUCAAGACUAGGUAUUCGGAUGCUGGCAGAACAUCAUCUAGCUCUUCAUCAAGAUAAGAAUGAGUCCAUUGGCAUCAUUGCCACCAAGAUGGCCCUCAAGAAAGUAAUUGAGAAAUGGGUCUCAUUUGCAAGAGAGCAAUGUGAGUUGCGAUACGGCUAUGCUCCUAGUGUGAAGAUCAAUGGACACACUGGAGCCACUUUCCCAUACAUCAUCCAGCCCUUAGACUACAUGCUUCCAGAACUUCUCAAGAAUGCCAUGAGAGCAACAAUUGAGAGUCACUUGGAUACACCAAUGAAUCUACCAGAUGUAAUCAUUACCAUAGCCAGUAAUGACAUCGAUUUCAUCAUUAGGUGAGUAUAAAUUGAAAUACUGUCCUCAUCUCUGUUCUAUGUUGAAGUGUUAUUCUCCUCAUUACAGUUCAUUAUUUUGAAGAUUAGUGAGACUCCAAGAGUAAAAAAGGCGGAAGAUUUGUUGACUUAUAUUUUAUCCAUGUACUCUGACACGGUGACAAGCGACUGUCAAUAAUCCCUGUUUGAGCACAACCAAGAUUUCCUCUGUGCUUGACAAAGCAGAAGACGAUUUCAGCGGUCUUUUUCUGACCAUGCGCAUUCUGCCAUCUUGUUAUGACAGAAAUAUGAUUAAAUGCAACCUAAUGAUAACCUCUUGCCCUGUAAUGUAAACUUAAUAUUUAAUCUUACAUUUGAUGUCAACCAUAGAUCAGACAUAGCAUGUAAUAAAAAGUUACAAUCUUAAGAUGGUUGUAUCUCUUUUUAAUUUUAGGGCACUGUAAUAUAUGUACGUUGUGUUUUUGUCACAUAUUUCAUAGGCGCAGAAUGAGUUUGAUUUAAGAGCAUUUGAAAACAUUUCCUCCCUUUUAAAAAUGGAGUGAAUUUCAACUUUAAUAUCACUAAAAUAGUUAAGUCUUACUCCAUCUGGACCCAAAUGGUCUUAUUAUACCUUUUUUGUCUCCAACCAGUUCAUGUUAUGAUAACUAUUUGGUCUAUUAUGCCAUUUAAUCUGUUUAAAAUUGUUUCAUAUUGCCCAAGUUGAAAACUUUGAAACAGUGCACUGGAAUCUGACCGGUGGCUGCCAGUCACUGGUGCAAUAUCAUGCAGACCAGUCAAUUAAUGAUAAGGGAAUUCAUAAGAAAUGCAGAGUCAAACUCUUUGAAAAUUAGUCAAUUUAUAGAAUUAAAUUUCAUAAAAGUUUCAUGUGAUAUUAUCAACUAUUAAAGUGGCAGUAUGGAAAUAAGAUUACCAUGUAGGACUUCUUAAAUUUCCCUGCUUGAAUUUAUCGGCCUGUAAAAUUAUGAUACUGUUGCAUUUGCAAUGCCACAUAUGCUUACAACUAUGAUAAGUUACUACAUUUCUUCACUUCUCAUCCUGAGAUGACACCUAUUUCUAGCGGUCCAGCGGAGUAAGUAUGAGUUGCAAAUAAUUAUAGGUGCACUCAUCCAUAAUGCAUUACAUGCCAAUAAGUUCAAGCAAGAAAAUACAUGUAGAGGAAUCCUGCUUAGUAAUCUUAGUUUCAUACUUCUACUUGGUCUAUUAAAGUUUUGACAUUUAAUAUCAUGUGAAAAUUUUAAAUUAUAGAUGAGGAAAUUUCAUUUUUAAAUGGGUAUUUUUUCAGUCUUUGGUGACAUUAAAUUUUUUAAUGUAUUUUUUUAUGUCACUGGUCCAAUUAUCUGUUUGUUCUUAAAAGAGUGCAAGUGAUUAAUUCAUUUCUAUCAAGAUGUCCCCAUUAUAUUAGGCAUUACAAGAGUUGAAUGCAUUCAGAUCCAUCUCAUCUUCUACUGCCAAGUAUGAUUUCUCUGUGCAUUUUGGGGUUUGCAACCAUUUUUGUUUCUCUGUUCAAAUAUUAUAGAAUUUGAUUAACUAGUGUCUGUUACAUAUAUGAAACGGAAUCAGAUUACAUGAAUUUUGUUGCAUAGAGCUACCACCAUUGAUUGUGUGUAUGCAGAAGGGCAACUUAUGAUUUCUUUCUCUAAUGGGAGAAACAUCUUAGCAAUUCAAAUAUAUCUGAAAAUGUGUUUUGCAAGUUUUCCCAGUAAUAUAUUCUCAAUUUGUGGAAAAAUUGUUAAUAAAAGAAUGAAGAAAACAGAA